This is a messenger RNA of Salvia hispanica, 1853 nucleotides long. RefSeq names its product cytochrome P450, family 77, subfamily B, polypeptide 1 (gene CYP77B1). Lineage: Eukaryota; Viridiplantae; Streptophyta; Magnoliopsida; Lamiales; Lamiaceae. Gene Ontology annotation, molecular function: monooxygenase activity; iron ion binding; oxidoreductase activity, acting on paired donors, with incorporation or reduction of molecular oxygen. The record is from RefSeq and is a predicted model, not a curated record.
CGGUAGAAUAGACACUAAAGUAAAAUACAUUCACCCACCUCCUCUCUUCUCUUCUUUAUAACCCCAACUCCCCUUAACCCCCACACUUCACUCCUCAUACAACACCACCAAAACUAAAAAAUAAAAAAAAUACCAAUGGACUUGAUAGACAUCCUCCUACUCUGCUUCUCCGCCCUAUUCCUCCGCCUGUGGUGGCGGUACUGGUCCGCCACCACAAGCGGAAAACCAAAAAAUUUACCACCAGGGCCACCAGGGUGGCCCCUGGUGGGAAACCUAUUCCAAGUCGUCCUCCACCGCCGCCCUUUCAUCUUCAUGGUGCGCGACUUACGCGCCAAAUACGGCCCGAUCUUCACCAUGAAGAUGGGCCAGAGAACCCUAGUCAUCGUGACAAACUCCGACCUCAUCCACGAGGCCCUCGUCAAAAAGGGCGAGCUCUUCGCGAGCCGCCCUCCCGACUCCCCCAUCCGCCUCAUCUUCAGCAUGGGCAAAUGCGCCAUCAACUCGGCCGAGUACGGCCCCCUCUGGCGCUCCCUCCGCCGCAACUUUGUGACGGAGCUCAUCAACCCGGCCCGGGUGAAGCAGUGCAGCUGGAUCCGCAACUGGGCCGUGGAGGCCCACAUGAAGCGGCUCGAGGAGGAGUCCGCCCGGGCCGGCCACGUGGAGGUGAUGAGGCACUGCCGGCUGACCAUGUGCAGCAUCCUCAUCUGCCUCUGCUUCGGCGUCAAAGUCUCAGACGUCCGCAUCCGCCUCAUCGAGGCCGUGCUCAAGGACGUCAUGAUGAUGACGACGCCGAAGCUCCCGGACUUCCUCCCGCUGCUGACGCCGCUGUUCCGGCGCCAGGUGAGGGCCGCGCGGGAGCUGCGGCGUCAGCAGCUGGAGUGCCUGGUCCCGCUCAUCCGGGACCGGAGGGCUUUCGUGGAGAGCGGCGAGAAUGCGGCGGAGAUGGCGAGCCCCAAGGGGGCCGCGUAUAUCGACUCGCUGUUCGGGUUAGAGGUGCCCGGGCGGGGGAGGCUCGGGGAGGAGGAGAUGGUGACGCUGUGCUCGGAGGCGAUUAACGCCGGCACCGACACCAGCGCCACGACCCUGGAGUGGGCCCUACUCCAUCUGGUUCAGAAUCAGGAAAUACAGGAGAGGCUUUAUAAGGAGAUUGUGGGCUGCGUUGGGAAAAAUGGAGUUGUGAAUGAAGCUGAUGUUGAGAAAAUGCCUUAUCUUGGUGCCAUUGUGAAGGAAACGUUUCGGCGUCAUCCGCCUAGCCAUUUUCUGCUUUCUCAUGCAGUGACGAAGGAAAUGGAGCUGGGCGGGUACACGAUCCCGGCAGACGUGAACGUGGAGAUCUACACGGCGUGGCUGACGGAGGACCCGGAGAUGUGGGAGAACCCAAGUGAAUUCCGGCCGGAGAGGUUUCUAACGGGGGAGGGAGUGGAGGUGGACAUAACGGGGAUGCGGGGGGUGAAGAUGCUGCCAUUCGGGGCGGGUAGGAGGAUCUGCCCGGCGUGGAGCCUGGGGACGCUCCAUGUAAACCUGCUGCUGGCGAGGAUGGUCCAUGCCUUCAAGUGGAUCCCCAUUCCGGAUAACCCGCCUGACCCGGCGGAGACUUUCGCAUUUACUGUGGUCAUGAAGGAUCCGCUCAAAGCAAUAAUUCUGGCCCGGACAAAGAUUUGAAUUCGUGAUGCCACGUCAACCGGAUCUCCAUCUCUUUGAUUGCUACUUGCUUUUUAUUUCUUCUUUUUUGUUUUUUUGCUCUAUCAGUGUUUGGUAGCUACCGUGGGGUGUAUGAUUUUUGUGUAGGAAAAUGUUUUGAAUCUCCUCUAUAUUAACUUAAAUUAUAUUAUAAUAUUUCCGUUCUAUAUGUC